CACUCACUCACUCACAGGGAGGGAGGGAGCGGCUCCAACAUUGGCCCUGAGAGCAAAGGAUGCUGACAGGAGUCUCCGCUCGGAUACAGAAAGACCGUCAGAAACGUGAAGGGAUGGGAUCGAAUGAGAGAGCGCUGCGUUUUCUGAACCAGGAUUACGGGGUGCUGCGUGGGGAGUGUCUGGAGAACUGCUGCCUCUUCGAAGACCCCCAGUUCCCCGCGAUUGCCUCAUCCAUCGGCUUCAAGGAGCUUGGCCCGUACACCUCCAAAACCAGAGGCAUCGUCUGGCAGAGACCCACUGAACUUGUUGCUGAUCCACAAUUCAUCACCGAUGGAGCAAGCAGGACUGAUGUGUGCCAGGGAGCUUUGGGUGACUGCUGGCUCCUGGCUGCCAUCGCGUCUCUGACCCUGAACAAUGAGGUGCUGCACCGGGUCGUGCCACAUGGACAGAGCUUCCAGGAGGAAUAUGCUGGAAUAUUCCAUUUCCAGUUCUGGCAGUACGGGGAGUGGGUGGAUGUGGUGAUUGACGACCAGCUGCCCACCAAGGAUGGAGAACUGGUGUUCGUCCACUCGGCCGAAAACAACGAGUUCUGGAGCGCACUGGUGGAGAAAGCUUAUGCCAAGCUGAACGGCUCGUACGAGGCGCUGUCGGGCGGCAGCACCACGGAAGGGUUUGAGGAUUUCACUGGCGGAGUGGCUGAGAUGUAUCAACUGAACAAAGCGCCACGAGACCUGUACUCCGUCAUCAGGAAAGCCGUGGAGCGAGGCUCACUGCUCGGCUGCUCCAUUGAUAUCACUAGCGCCCACGACCAAGAAGCCGUGACCUUUAAGAAGUUGGUGAAAGGUCACGCUUACUCAGUCACCGGGGUGAAAGAGGUGGAUUACCGCGGGCGCCAGGUCAGACUGAUCCGAAUCCGGAACCCAUGGGGACAAGUGGAGUGGACAGGAUCGUGGAGUGACGGCUCCUCAGAAUGGGAUCACAUUGGCGACGAUGAGAGGGAUGGAAUGGUGAACAAGGAGGACGGAGAGUUCUGGAUGGAUUUCUCUGAGUUCCUGCGGCAGUUCUCGAGGCUGGAGAUCUGUAACCUGUCUCCGGACGCGCUGCAGAUGGAGGAGGUCAGGAAGUGGCACACGGCUGUGUAUGACGGGUGUUGGAGACGGGGCAGCACCGCUGGCGGCUGCCGCAACAACCCGGCCACGUUCUGGAUUAACCCACAGUUUAAGAUCACUCUGUCGGAGGAGGAUGAUGACCCGGAAGAUGAGGAGUUGGCCUGCAGCUUCCUGUGCGCGCUGAUGCAGAAAGACCGUCGUCGUUUUCGGCGCCAGGGGCAGGACAUGCACACCAUCGGCUUCGCCAUCUACGAGGUCCCAGAGGAGUAUCACGGCUGUCAGAACGUGCACCUGAAGAAGGAUUUCUUCUUGACCCACGGGUCCUGUGCUCGCUCCGAGACCUUCAUCAACUUGCGUGAGGUCAGCUCCCGUAUCAGGCUGCCCCCUGGAGAGUACAUCAUCGUCCCCUCUACCUUCGAGCCCCGGCAGGAAGCUGACUUCGUCCUGAGGGUCUUCACUGAGAAACAAGCUGAGUCUGAGGAGCUGGAUGAUGAGAUCACAGCAGAUCUGGAAGAUGAGCCAGAGAUGUCGGAAGAUGAUGUGGACGAGAAUUUCAAAAACAUGUUUCGCCAACUGGCUGGAGAGGACAUGGAGAUCAGUGUCUUUGAACUGAAGACAAUCCUAAACCGGGUUCUGUCCCGACAUCACGAUCUGAAGACUGACGGCUUCUGUCUGGACUCGUGCCGAACAAUGGUUAAUUUGAUGGACAAGGAUGGCAGUGCUCGGCUCGGAAUCCUGGAGUUUCAGGUCCUUUGGAACAAGAUUCGCAAAUGGCUGGUAUGUGGCGAGUGCAGGAGGUGGUGUGUUAGUGCCGUGUUAGUGCCGUGCCAGUACCAUGUUAAUGAUGUGUUAAUGCUGUGUCUCUUGCAGGGCAUCUUCCGACAGUUUGACCUGGACAAGUCUGGAACAAUGAGCACUUACGAAAUGAGACUUGCCCUGGAAGCUUCAGGAUUUAAGCUGAACAAUCGGAUCCUCCAGUCCAUCGUCGGGCGCUACGCGGACAAUGAUACCAUCGACUUUGACAACUUCAUUGGUGCCCUAGUCAAACUGGAGGUCAUGUUCAGAUCCUUCAAAGCUCUGGAGAAGGAGGAUGGCACAAUAGAGAUGAACAUCAUGGAGUGGCUUACGCUGACCAUGUCCAGCUAGAAAACAGCUUCAACAACCAGACACAGCGAGCAAGUGCCUCUGACUCCAGUGUGAUCCUCACUCUGUACUCUAUACAGCCGCUCCCCCUUGAUAUCCAACCACUACCUUCCUCCUGUAUACAAUCUCUCUCUCCUGUAUACAAGCUUUCCCCUCCGGUAUACAGCCUCCCCCUCCGGUAUACGGCCUCCCCCUCCGGUAUACGGCCUCCCCCACCUGUAUACGGCCUUUCCCUCCUGUAUAUGGCCUCUUCCUCCUGUAUGUAGCCUCUCCCCCAUUGUAUAUGGCCUCUAACCACAGGAAUGGGACUCUCACUCCUCCUGUAAAUGCCCUCUAGCCACUCCUCCUGUAUAUGGCCUCUUGUGUAUAUGGCCUCUCUUCUCUCUCCUGUAUAUGACCUCACCACCCCCCCACCCCAUAAUUGAUCUUUUCCCCUAUUUUUCAUCUCUUCCCCCUACUAUUUUGGACUUAACCCCCCUUCAUUUUGACCUCUCUCCUGCUCCAAUAGUAACCAUGAUGACCACAGCCUGUUUUUAGCAUGUACGAUGAAUGGCUUCGCUGGCAUAAGAUGCAAUAAACUUUAUAAACAAUG
Messenger RNA from Callorhinchus milii (elephant shark), 2844 nucleotides. Its product is annotated as calpain-1 catalytic subunit. Gene Ontology annotation, molecular function: calcium ion binding; calcium-dependent cysteine-type endopeptidase activity. Gene Ontology annotation, biological process: proteolysis. NCBI's taxonomy places the organism in Eukaryota, Metazoa, Chordata, Chondrichthyes, Chimaeriformes, Callorhinchidae. The coding region runs from base 60 to 2255 and encodes 731 amino acids. The record is from RefSeq and is a predicted model, not a curated record. The transcript is spliced from 21 exons. Gene Ontology annotation, cellular component: cytoplasm.